Messenger RNA from Xenopus laevis (African clawed frog), 2016 nucleotides. RefSeq lists its product as uncharacterized. NCBI's taxonomy places the organism in Eukaryota, Metazoa, Chordata, Amphibia, Anura, Pipidae. Bases 413 to 1813 code for a protein of 466 amino acids. The record is from RefSeq and is a predicted model, not a curated record. The transcript is spliced from 6 exons.
UUACUAUGUUAAGUCUAAGUUAGAUAAGGUCCUAUACCAGACAGAAUUAGAAAAAUUUGCCCUGAUAGAACCAUAAUUAAAUUAUUAAUAAGUCCUCUGAAAAGCGGAGCUGAAUUUAUUUAAAAAAAAAAAAUGAAAGUGAAACCACUUUAAAGGGUCAUUCUGUUUUCUGACAGUUAGUACCUCAGGAAAAUAUGAGAAGGCUAAAGGAAGUGUAUGGAAAUUGAAAUAAUAGUUAGCAUAGGGGUACAAAUAGAAGAACAUAACAGAAAGGGGCGGGGUGACUUCUGUGAUGAAAAUGAAAAAGAGAACAAAGGAGCGAAUGAUGACAUACAUUGAGCAAGCACCCCGUGUUACUAAUACUCCAGAUCCAGCAUUUCUUCAGUGACUAUUCAAUAACGGACAUCUCAGAAUGGCCCUGGGGGUGCACUGGUUCUCCCUUGUCACAUUCUGCAUUCUUGGGAUCUAUUUCGUAGGGGCCUCGCAGGAGCCAUGCCAGGGGAACAUUGGGAAUAGAGAGGUAUAUGCUCCAUUCGGAGGCUGGGCUCUGUUAAACUGCACCCACAACUGCACUCAAGCUGAAUGGGAGUCAAGAUUAAGAAAGAGGAACAUCACUAAAGGACCUGGUUGGAUUUCUGUUGAAGUUGAAGUUGGAGCUGAUGGCUGGAAAGCUUCAAACAUAAGCUGCACGGUUCUAUCAGGUGGAGGAGGCACAGUUGAUAACUUUGUUGCAGUAACCCCUUAUGAGAUUCCAGGUUUGGUGACAGUAGACAUGGAGGACACGCUGGAAGAAGGGAAAUCAUACGAUGUCACCUGCACUGUACAUGGAGUGGCCCCUAUUCAGAACCUCAUGGUCACAGUUUUCAGAGGGAAAGAAAUGAUUCAGCAGAAAACGUUUAAAGAUGACUCUCGAGAUGGAAACAUUACAGAAGCAGUAACAUUUGCAAUCACAGCUCAGAGAAGUGACAACAUGAAGGACUUCUCCUGCCAGGCCACCCUUGCACUGGGAACAGACCCUGGGAAUGUUAUAGUAGAGUCAUCCAGGGUCAGUGUUACAACAUUCGGUCUACCAGGAAAGCCAUACUUUAAUACUAACCACUGGAUCGAGAUUGGAACCAAGCAUACACUAAUUUGUGCAGUCUCAGAUGCUUUUCCCCCUGACAAUGUGACCUUGGCAAUGUUCUUCAACAAUACAACUCUCGGUGUGAGUCAAUACAAGAAGGCUGAUGGCUCAGUGGUAGGACUUGCCUCAAUACCUCCUGGGUAUUUCCCUUCCAUUAACACUUAUCAACUUCAUUGCAAAGCUGAACUUCUGGGCCUCUCUGUAGAAGACACUAAAGAUAUUCACAUCUAUGAGUCUGCAAAAAUCAACCUCACGCUCUCUGAUUCCAAAGUGCUUUUGGGUGGAACCAUAAGAGUUUUCUGUGUGCUAACCAAUGAUCAUCCAGAUCAAUACAAUGUAGUGAUUGGUUUAAACGGGGAACAAGUCUGCGAAAAUCCAAAGUGGGACUGUAAUGCGACGGUGAAGGAAUCAUCAUCAUCUGUGGUGAAUGUUACCUGUAAAGCUUUCCAUAAACUUAAUGGGAUGAUAAUGUUUACAACUCAGCAAUCUAUCACUGUAACUGGCAGGGAUUCACGUGCCCACAUAUGUAUUGUGAUACUAUGUAUUGUAUUCAUUGCAGCAGCGGUUGCAAUAAUAGUUGUAAUAAUAUUGUGCAGAAGGAAAACAAAAAUGGAUUCUCAGAACAUCACACUGGAAAACGCACCAGCAGGACCCUCUAAUGGAGAACAGAAACAACCAGUUGAAAACUAGAAAGGGGAUUCAUUUGAAAUGAUGUGCACUAAUGUAUCUUUGUACUAUGGAGAAGGAAUUCCGCGCUUUAACCCUAUUGUUCCUGGGGGAAGCUUCCGCUUUGGGGAAUGUAAUCGAGGGGUUACUUGAAUUAAGUAGUGAUGGGCGAAUUUAUUCGCCAGGCGCGAAUUCGCGGCAAAUUUGCACGAUUCCCCGCCAGCGAA